AUGCUGCACUAUGCUCGGUCCCAUGAUGCUUUUAUAUCAGGUCUGGGCGAAGUCAAUGGGGCCAUCGUACAGGCCUCAAGAUCCAACCAGCACCUGAAUAUUGCCAGACACCCGGCAUGGAACUUCAUAUGGCCAGGAUGGCAGAAGCCCACGCGACAGCAUGACGCGGCUGAGUUUCUGCAGCACCUUUGCAACCGCACGGACUGCGUGGCACUCAAGGGGGGAUGGGAAGCUAGACGCCCACAAGCAGGGGCAUAUGAAAUCCUGGAUGAGCAGUUCAACUGUCCACACAUAAGACUGGUGGUCCAACACCCCUUCAGAAUACAGGAUGCAGUAACUGCUUGGCAUACACAAGACCCGCCACAUGCCUUAACUAGACCCCCCGAACUUCUCAUCCUCCAGAUCGGACGAUUUGUCCAAUCAGCCGGAGGCAUUAGGAAAACGCGGCAGAGGAUUGAAAUGCACAAAAACCUCACAGUUCCCACCUUCACUGGACAUGCCGGUGACGUUGUCAACACCCCGUACAAGCUAUGCGGAGGGGUCAUGCAUAUAGGCAAGGUGGUAACGGCCGGGCACUAUCAGGCAUUCUACUUUCCUGGUGACACUGAGGAUAUUUGGUCCUGCCACCUCGUACAUGACGACGGCCAGACCGCCACGCCAGGGACGGAUGCCACGCGACAGGCCAUUCUUACCAACUGCUACUUGCUUGCAUACCGCAUCAAUAGCCAUGUGAUCUCGCGCAUGCCAUCCCCCAUGUCCGCUGGACCCCGCCGGGAAGCAGUUCUCAAGCCUCCAGUGGCAAAGAGUGUCAAGCCAAGGCCCAAGUCCAGGAUGCUGGAGCGACCGCAGCCUUCAACUGCUUCGAAGGCGAGGGCGUCGACCCUUGCAAAGACUGGUCCGGCCGAAGCACUGAUCACACCGCGGAAAGCGGACACGUUCAGCCUGUUGACGGUGCCCCUGGAAAGCGAGAAAGUCAAAACAAAGAAACGCAGCAGAGAGGAGAGUUCAAAUGCCUCGACCAGUCCGAGCAGAAGUCCUGCGCGCAAAGCUGGGCAACGACGUCUGGUUCAGAGGAGAGCAAGGCGCCGAGCGAAAGCCAUGGUGGAUCACCACUUGGACGGAGUGUCGCAUCUGGAGCAGCAAGCUGUUGGAGAAGCGACCUCCAAGCAGUACCAGAAGGAGCUUCAGUCCUUCCUCAGCUUUGCAAAGCCCCGGGGAUUGGUGAUGACCAAUGCCAAGAUAGUGGACGGGCUUCUCGUGGACUACAUGAACCGGAUGUAUCUGGACGGCCAUCAGAGCUACCGAGCCGACAGGUUGAUGGCUGCCAUUCUCCACCGCUUCCCACAAUUUGGCCGGUUGGGGGACCAGAAAUUACCGCGGGCCUGGCGAGCGCUCAAGGGCUACAGACGGCUGACGCCGGGGAAGUCCCGGUUGGCCUACCCCUUAGCCUUGUGGGCAGCCUUUGCGGUGGAGCUGAAGCGCUUAGGAUGCCUGAGGAUGGCUCUUUUCAUGCUCCUUGCUGUGAGCACCUACGCCAGGCCGUCGGAGCUCCUUCGGGCAAAAGUGUUCAGUCUGGUGCGGCCCGCGCGAGGGAUCACGAGCAGCUGGUCGUUACUGCUGGCGCCGGAGGAGGAGGAGAUAGCCACGAAAACGGGGGAUUACGAUGUCUCGAUCCCUCUGGACAGCCCGUGGUUGAAAGGCUGGAGCCACGCGUUAUUCGACUGUCUGAAGCAAUCCCACCCAACAGCACCCCUCUGGGAUUUCAACUACCAAGAGUACCAGCUCAUGAUGAAGCAAAUCUCGGACAUGUUUGGUGUGGACGUGACGCCGUAUCAGACCCGGCACUCGGGUCCCUCCAUCGACCGCGCUCGGCAAUACCGCAGCCUCUUGGAGGUGCAGAAGCGCGGGCAGUGGAAAGCGCACAAAAGCGUGGCGCGCUACGAAAAGAGCGCCAGGCCUGGGCAGUAUGUGAUGGAUCUUUUCUCCGGCCAAGGAGGAGUCGGUCGUGCAGUGCGACAUUUUGGCUUCAACGCCAAAUUUUGGGAUAUCCGUUUUGGGACAGAUCAUGAUUUGACCAACAAGGGUGUGCUUCAGAAAAUCCUUCGUGAGAUCCGGCAAGGUCGAGUUUUAGCAUGCAUGCUUGCUCCAGUUUGCGCCAGCUUCGGACGGGGUUGUGACCGCACAAAGGCGAUCAGGACACGCGCAGAACCCUGGGGCAUCAGUGCAAACAAGCUCACCGCUGCCGAACGUGACAGCAUCCUCCUAGGCAAUCGUUGCUUUGUCUCAUGUUUCCGCAUCAUGCGCGAGCUAGACAAGUUCAAGAUACCUUACAUCCUUGAGAAUCCUGCAUACUCCAAGGCGUGGUGGCUCCCAGCACUUCAGCGGCACCAGUCCCGGCCUUGGGUUCGGUUCGUGCAGGGUGACUUUUGCCAGUUUGGUUCCUCUUGGCAGAAAACCACAACAUUUCUGUGUGCGCAUAUUCCUGAAGAUGAUUUGCACCGGCUGGCGUGCACCUGCCAGGGGCCACCAGGAAUCUGCAGUCGCACCCUGAAGCCGCACGUCCUUCUUUCAGGAAAUUGGCGAGGAAGGCCGCGCGCCCAAUGGGCGGAAAUAUACCCCAACAAGCUUAGCACCGCGUUGGCAUACGCGUUAACUGCUGCCCACCACAUCCCUCCCUAUUCGUGA
Molecule: messenger RNA, 2685 nt
Organism: Symbiodinium natans
Lineage: Eukaryota; Dinophyceae; Suessiales; Symbiodiniaceae
Source: the annotation of a GenBank genome assembly